AUGGUCCUGGCCACCUCGGUCGAGGCCAAGAAGGGUCUGCACGGCAAGGGCUUCACAGGCGACGGCGUCUUGGGCGCUGGUGCUCAGUUCCUCGGCGGCGUAGUCGGCGGUGCCAUUGGCCGCCGCGGCAUUCACGAGCGUCGCCAAACCGACCCUCUCGACUCUGUUCCCGAGUACAACUACGACAUGUGCCGCGAGUCUCUCAACGGAGCCAAGCUCAGCUUCACUCCUGCUGGUCCCGGUGGCUUCCAGGUCGCUGGUGUGCCUUCUACUUGCAUGGUUCUCGCCACUGCUUUGACUGGCAGCUACAAUGCUGGAUACCCUGUCCCUCUCGGUGCCGAUUCCCUCAGAUUCAGCGGGUUGACUGAUGCAGAGCUCCAGCAGCUCCAGUCUUACUUCCACUAG
Messenger RNA from Aureobasidium namibiae CBS 147.97, 405 nucleotides. RefSeq lists its product as uncharacterized. The transcript has 2 exons. Bases 1 to 405 code for a protein of 134 amino acids. The record is from RefSeq and is a predicted model, not a curated record. Lineage: Eukaryota; Fungi; Ascomycota; Dothideomycetes; Dothideales; Saccotheciaceae.